This is a messenger RNA of Chanos chanos (milkfish), 2721 nucleotides long. It is a transcript of the gene cul5a, whose product is annotated as cullin 5a. The coding region runs from base 71 to 2413 and encodes 780 amino acids. Lineage: Eukaryota; Metazoa; Chordata; Actinopteri; Gonorynchiformes; Chanidae. The transcript has 19 exons. Gene Ontology annotation, molecular function: ubiquitin protein ligase binding. The record is from RefSeq and is a predicted model, not a curated record. Gene Ontology annotation, cellular component: cullin-RING ubiquitin ligase complex. Gene Ontology annotation, biological process: ubiquitin-dependent protein catabolic process.
UAAUCUCCUUCUAGACUCGAAUACCAACCCAAGACUCGCGAGAUCGGACGAGGGGAUAAGUUAAGGAAACAUGGCGAUGUCUAAUUUGUUAAAGAACAAAGGGUCCCUCCAAUUUGAGGACAAGUGGGAUUUGAUGCGCCCAAUUGUCCUGAAGUUGCUUCGCCAAGAGUCUGUCACCAAGCAGCAGUGGUUUGAUCUGUUCUCAGAUGUUCAUGCUGUCUGCUUAUGGGAUGACAAAGGUCCAGCAAAGAUCCAUCAGGCACUAAAGGAGGACAUCUUAGAAUUUAUCAAGCAAGCUCAGGCGCGAGUCCUUAGUCACCAAGAUGACACAGCGCUUCUCAAAGCUUACAUCGUGGAGUGGAGGAAGUUUUUCACGCAGUGUGACAUCCUCCCCAAACCAUUUUGCCAGCUGGAGAUCACCUUGAUGGGCAAACAGGGCAGUAACAAAAAGUCUAAUGUGGAGGACAGUAUAGUUCGUAAGUUGAUGUUGGACACCUGGAAUGAAUCAAUCUUCUCCAACAUCAAGAACAGGUUGCAGGAUAGCGCGAUGAAAUUGGUCCAUGCUGAAAGGCUCGGAGAAGCCUUUGACUCUCAGCUGGUCAUCGGGGUGCGAGAAUCCUAUGUGAAUCUUUGUUCCAACCCUGAGGAUAAACUGCAGAUCUACAGGGAUAACUUUGAAAAGGCCUACCUGGACUCCACCGAGAGGUUCUACAGGACGCAGGCUCCCUCCUACUUGCAGCAGAAUGGAGUACAGAACUACAUGAAAUAUGCAGACGCUAAAUUAAGGGAGGAGGAGAAACGUGCACUACGGUAUUUAGAGACACGACGUGAAUGUAACUCUGUCCAAGCACUUAUGGAAUGUUGUGUGAAUGCUCUAGUGACGUCUUUCAAAGAGACAAUCUUGGCAGAGUGUCCAGGCAUGAUCAAAAGGAAUGAAACUGACAAACUGCACUUGAUGUUCUCCCUCAUGGAUAAGGUGCCCAAUGGUAUAGAGCCCAUGCUGAAAGACCUGGAAGAGCAUAUCAUUAAUGAUGGACUCGCCGAUAUGGUAGCGGCUGCUGAGACCAUCACAACCGACUCUGAGAAGUAUGUGGAGCAACUUCUCACUCUGUUCAAUCGCUUCAGUAAAUUAGUGAAGGAGGCGUUCCAGGACGACCCACGGUUCCUGACUGCCAGAGACAAAGCUUACAAAGCAGUGGUGAACGAUGCCACAAUAUUUAAGCUGGAGCUUCCAAUGAAACAGAAAGGAGUGGGUCUCAAAACACAGCCGGAGUCAAAGUGUCCAGAGCUGCUGGCCAACUACUGUGACAUGUUGCUAAGAAAGACUCCUCUCAGCAAAAAACUCACCUCGGAGGAGAUAGAGCUGAAGUUAAAAGAAGUGUUACUGGUACUGAAGUAUGUUCAGAAUAAGGAUGUGUUCAUGCGCUAUCACAAAGCCCACCUGACAAGGCGUCUUAUCCUGGACAUCUCGGCCGACAGUGAGAUAGAGGAGAACAUGGUGGAAUGGCUCAGGGAGGUGGGUAUGCCUGCUGACUAUGUGAACAAGCUGGCUAGAAUGUUCCAGGACAUUAAGGUUUCUGAGGAUCUCAACCAAGUCUUCAAGGAAAUGCACAAACACAACAAACUUGCUUUACCAGCCGACUCCGUCAACAUUAAGAUCCUGAAUGCUGGUGCGUGGUCGCGGAGCUCGGAGAAAGUCUUUGUGUCUCUGCCCACUGAGCUAGAGGAUCUGAUCCCUGAGGUGGAGGACUUUUACAAGAAGAACCACAGUGGCAGGAAGCUCCACUGGCACCACCUUAUGUCCAACGGCAUUAUCACUUUCAAGAAUGAAGUGGGACAGUAUGACUUGGAGGUCACGACCUUCCAGUUGGCUGUUCUCUUUGCUUGGAACCAAAGACCUCGCGAAAAGAUCAGCUUUGAGAACCUGAAGCUGGCCACCGAGCUGCCUGAUGCGGAGCUGAGACGGACGCUCUGGUCGCUUGUUGCCUUCCCAAAGCUCAAACGCCAGGUCCUGUCUUACGAGCCGCAAGUGGGCUCUCCUAAAGACUUCACAGACGGCACAUUGUUCUUCGUCAAUCAGGAGUUCUCCUUGAUAAAAAACUCCAAGGUCCAGAAGAGGGGGAAGAUAAAUCUGAUUGGUCGCCUACAGCUCACUACAGAGCGAAUGAGAGAAGAGGAAAAUGAAGGCAUUGUUCAGCUUAGAAUAUUAAGAACACAGGAGGCUAUCAUUCAGAUUAUGAAGAUGCGUAAAAAGAUAACUAAUGCCCAACUGCAGACAGAGCUGGUGGAGAUCCUGAAGAACAUGUUCCUCCCACAGAAGAAAAUGAUCAAAGAGCAGAUCGAGUGGCUUAUCGAACACAAGUACAUCAAGAGAGACGAAUCAGACAUUAACACCUUUAUCUACAUGGCGUAGCACCCAGACCAUGCCGGAGACAAAAAAAAUGAUUCUGGAGAUGUCGAUGAAGAUGACCACAAUGUUUCUGAUGAAGAUCAGCAGUAGGAGAGUAAACGCUGAUGUCUCACAGACGCAGCCUUUGACUGCUGAGCUUCUAAUGCCGAUAUGGGCUUGUUUCAAGACUUGACUGUCAAAUGUCAGAAUAGCUAAUUUAAAAAAAAAACGAAAAAAAAAAAACCAAUAAAAAAAACCAAACAAACAAAAAAAUUAUCCCUGCCUUACCUUUCGGCAAAGAAGAAUCAUGAGAUGAGGAUGGGAGAUCUUAA